GUGAAAAUGACUGUCUCUCUGCAUGUUUUAAUUUUGAUGAUUACUUUGGCUAUAUAUGGAUUACGAUCAUUUCAAACCUGCCCUGAAUUCUGUAGCACAUCUUGCAAUCAAACUUCCGGCAUAUGUAACCAAGGUUGUAGAACAAAUGCAUGGGGCCUUUACUGUGAAAGAAAAUGUCCGGAUCUUUGUUAUGGUAGCACGUGUUCUCAGUCUAAUGGAUCCUGUUUGUAUUGUCCUAGUGGGCGAUGGGGGAAACAUUGCGAAAACUAUUGUUCUGUUUUCUGCUCCAAAUUAUCUUGUGAUGACAAAGGCGGGUGUAUAAAUGGUUGUACAAAUGGACGAUACGGCAUUUCCUGUCUUGAAAAAUGUAGUCCUGGCUGUUUUGGAGAUUUGUGUUACCAGAAAGACGGAACCUGCGUCAAUGGCUGCAAGGAACAUUAUCAUGGCCUCAAAUGUGAAAAAAGGAACAAUUCAAAUUGUCAGCAACCGACGUGUAGAAAUCAGAGUGAUGCCGGUGGUAUUUGUUGUGCUGGUUUCUUUGGUGAAUUAUGCUCUAAAAUCUGUAGCCCUUACUGUUUAAAUAAUGUCUGUGAUUCAAAAGAUGGUAAUUGCACACAGGGUUGUAAAUCUGAAUGGACAGGAAAGAAAUGUGACGGAACAAUUCGUUUGCAGACCCAUCCUCAAACACUUUUUCAAGUUCUGCUAUGCAAGCAACAAUGGUUUCAAUUCCUGGAGCGGAUGAACUAACAAGUCCUGUUGGUUCUCGGAUUCAGACAGAUAUAGAGACCCCAGAUGGACUAAGUGGGGAAAGCCAAUCAAUUGGUUACACUGAAGUUACCGGAAUACCAGAGACUGUCGAUUCUUAUUCUUACGCUUAUGUAAAUGAAAUACAAUAAAGGUGGCUGUAAAAAUGAAUAUCGACAUAAUUUUAUAACAUUAAUAAAACACGAGCUUCUUGGAUGUAAUAAGCUUUUAUGCAAUAAGGCUACCUAAAUACUGAUUACGUUUGAAUAAAGACAAAGAUAAAUAUUAUUAGAAAUGCAUAUGAAAAAUUGCUAAAAAUAUUCUUCUCAAGGUCAUUUUAAAUCAUACUAGUAUUUGUAAUGAAAAACCCUGAGAAGUGUCGUUCAAAAAUUAAUGCCACAUACAAUCAUGGAAGCAUUCAAAAGCUUAGUUUAAAAAAUCCCAUCGCGAAU
Saccostrea cuccullata (small rock oyster) is the source of this 1196-nucleotide messenger RNA. Its product is annotated as cell death abnormality protein 1-like. Bases 7 to 747 code for a protein of 246 amino acids. Gene Ontology annotation, molecular function: scavenger receptor activity. The record is from RefSeq and is a predicted model, not a curated record. The transcript has 3 exons. Lineage: Eukaryota; Metazoa; Mollusca; Bivalvia; Ostreida; Ostreidae.